CGGUCCUGUCGGCCAAUCGCGGGACGUGUAGGGGGUAGGCUGGCGUGGCGCUGGCUCCAGGGGUAUGGAGCGUCUGGCGCGUGGACAGACUGUCAGGUGGUUGCGGAGACGAAUCUUAUUCUAAGAACUCAGACACUCAGGUAUCCACCAUGGUGUUGGAUCCUGAACAGAAGACACCAGAUGAAGAUGCUUCUGGAGACCACGGGGACCCUGCCAGUCUUGGGGCCAUCAACCCUGCCUACAGUAACUCCUCUCUUCCACAGUCCUCUGGGGGGCACUCAGAGGAGCCCUUCACCACCUACUUUGAUGAGAAGAUCGCCAUUCCUGAGGAGGAGUACUCUUGUUUUAGCUUUCGUAAACUCUGGGCUUUCACGGGUCCGGGAUUUCUUAUGAGCAUUGCCUACCUGGAUCCAGGAAACAUUGAAUCUGAUUUGCAGUCUGGAGCAGUGGCUGGAUUUAAGUUGCUCUGGGUUCUUCUGAUGGCCACCAUCGUGGGACUCCUGCUCCAGCGCCUUGCAGCUAGACUGGGAGUGGUCACUGGGCUGCAUCUUGCUGAAAUGUGUCACCGUCAGUAUCCCAGGGUUCCACGAAUUAUCCUGUGGCUGAUGGUGGAGUUGGCUAUCGUUGGCUCAGAUAUGCAAGAAGUUAUUGGCUCCGCUAUUGCCAUCAACCUCCUCUCUGUAGGAAGGGUCCCGCUGUGGGGUGGAGUUCUUAUCACCAUUGCAGAUACCUUUGUAUUUCUCUUUUUGGACAAAUAUGGCUUGCGGAAGCUAGAAGCAUUUUUUGGUUUUCUCAUCACAAUUAUGGCCCUCACAUUUGGAUAUGAGUAUGUUACAGUGAAACCCAGCCAGACCCAGGUCCUCAAAGGCAUGUUCCUGCCAUCCUGUUCAGGCUGUCAUACCUCACAAAUCGAGCAGGCUGUGGGCAUCGUGGGUGCUGUUAUCAUGCCACACAACAUGUAUCUGCAUUCUGCUUUAGUCAAGUCCAGACAGGUAGACCGAGCCAAUAAGGAGGAAGUUCGGGAAGCCAAUAAGUACUUUUUCAUUGAAUCCUGCAUUGCUCUUUUUGUUUCCUUUAUCAUCAACGUCUUUGUCGUCUCAGUCUUUGCUGAAGCAUUUUUUGAGAAAACCAACAAGCAGGUGGUUGAAGUCUGUAGAAAUAUCAGCAGUCCCCAUACUCAUCUUUUUCCUGACGAUAACUCAACACUGACUGUGGACAUCUACAAAGGGGGUGUUGUGCUGGGGUGUUACUUCGGGCCUGCUGCACUCUACAUCUGGGCAGUGGGGAUCCUGGCUGCAGGACAGAGCUCCACCAUGACAGGAACCUACUCUGGCCAGUUUGUCAUGGAGGGAUUCCUGAACCUAAAGUGGUCACGCUUUGCCCGAGUGAUUCUGACCCGCUCUAUUGCCAUCAUCCCCACUCUGCUUGUUGCCGUCUUCCAAGAUGUAGAGCAUCUGACAGGGAUGAAUGACUUCCUGAAUGUUCUUCAGAGCUUACAACUUCCCUUUGCUCUCAUACCCAUCCUCACGUUUACGAGCUUGCGGCCGGUAAUGAGUGAAUUUGCCAAUGGAAUAGGCUGGAGGAUCGCAGGCGGUAUCUUGGUCCUUAUCAUCUGUUCCAUCAACAUGUACUUUGUCAUGGUUUAUGUCCAGGAACUAGGGCAUGUGGCAUUGUAUGUGGUGGCUGCUGUGGUCAGCAUAGCUUACCUGAGCUUUGUGUUUUACUUGGGUUGGCAAUGUUUGAUUGCACUGGGCAUGUCCUUCCUAGACUGUGGGCACACGUACCUACGUCUGGGAUUGACAGUUCAGCCUGAACUCUACCUUCUGAACACCGUGGAUGCUGACUCACUUGUGUCUAGAUGACUGACAGCCUGAGAGACUCUAUAAGACCCACUUUCUCUUAGUCCUUUUGUGCCAAGUGUCCUGUUAACGUUAUCUCUGUUAGUUCAGUGGUGAGUUUUGUUCAACCAUUUUGAGCAAAAGGCAAAGAUUUCCUCAUGGGACGGAUGUUAAAAGCUGACAGCUUUAAGUGUAGGUCAGAGACCCGCAGAGUCCUGAAACUGCCAGAGUUAAAUUUUUAGCCUAUGAUGGUCACACACCCCUAUGGGCUUGUGUCUCGACUUAUGGAAUUUUAAAGAUAUAUAUGUGUGUAUGUUUAUGUAAACCUGAACAUAUCAGUUUGGGUAGAGUUUUAAGGUUAUAUAAAAAUGAUAGAUCUUUUGUAUUUUUUUAACAAAUGGUGCUCAGAUAAAUCAGAUAGUUAUUUUGUCUGGAUCGCAAGUGACAAAGGAAAAGGAGCACUGUUCUUUUUCAGAGUGAACUGGUCAAGCUGACUUACUUUUAAAGUGAUACUUGACUAUAGCCAGUUAAAUUUCACUUUGAUUUUAAUUGACCAAACCUUGGUAACUACUGAUACUAGCACAUCAUUUCCAAAGAAAACACUUCUUCUAUUUGGCAUAUUUAAUCCUGGUUGUCGGUGUGCUUUGUGAUUGUUAUUUUCUUUGUUGCUUUUCUUGAGUUUUUUUCAGAGAUAUGAUGGUAUUUUCCAAAGAGCUUAAUGCCUACGAACAGGAUCCAGAAAUCACACUUAAACCAAUGAUCAGUUUUCCCUGCUGCAUUGUAACUCAGCCCAUUCUAGCAUUUAAGUUGUAGGUAUAAAAAGAAUUCUAACAUUUAACUUUGUAAGUCCCAACAGAAGAUAAUGGAGGUAUUAGUUUUCCUUCUGAUGUGUGAAUAGUCCCACCAUGUCUUUUCUUCCCACUUUUCCCAUUAACACUCCAAACACCAUUUCUAGGUCCAAAGUCUAUUUCCCAGAGUGGCUAAUAUUUCUCAUGCUGACUCUCCUAGGGAAUGCUAAGCGUUUUAAGUUAUAUAUACCAAGUAUAAUAGUGUGAGAUGAGAACUAGACUGGGACUUGGAAGAUUUGUCCACAUGUCACAAGCUGCCUGCCUACAUGUGGCUUAUAGAUAUUUUUUGACCCCCUCUUCCUAACCAGGAUUUUUUUUUUCCAUAACAUUUUUAUAAUAAAACAUUUAAUAUUUAAAACUUGAAAGUUUCUGCAUAACAAUCUGAUUGAAAAGUCAGAAGAUUUUCAACACUGGGCCCACGUUCCUUCACGGAAGUGCAGUUGGCUUGAACUGAAUGGCAGCUAUCCCUUUUUUUUUUUUUUUUUUUUUUUACAUCUUUAUUGGAGUAUAAUUGCUUUACAAUGGUAGUUUCUGCUUUAUAACAAAGUGAAUCAGCUAUACAUAUACAUAUAUCCCCAUAUCUCCUCCCUCUUGCACCUCCCUCCCACCCUCCCUAUCCCACCCCUCUAGGUGGUCACAAAGCACCGAGCUGAUCUCCCUGUGCUAUGCGGCUGCUUCACACUAGCUAUCUAUUUUACAUUUGGUAGUGUUAUAUAAGUCCAUGCCCAGCUAUCCAUUUUUAAUGGAAUAUACUCCAGGGUGGCAUCCAUGCCUUCUUUCAUUUCCUUCCAGCCCCAAAGGCAUUGAGUUUGCAAACCCUGCAGCCUUUGUGUGUUUGAGCAUCACUUUUCUCUUUCAGCAUAAAAAUUAAAUAUCCAACCUCUCUGCCUUAUUUUAAAACUUAGCACCUUUCAGUAAGACUUAAAAGAAUCCAGACAUUGCCUAUGUUCAUUUAUAAUGAUUUGAUCCUCUAAGUGGCAGGGAUUUUUUCCAAGAUGAUACUUUCAAAUUCCCUCAUUUCUACUUCAUGGCGCUUGAAACUUCUGAUAAGAGCAGCAGCCUUGCAACCCAGGUUAGAGACCUUCUGAUCUCAAAAAUGAAACUGAGUUAACGCCACUUAUCAGCUUUUACUUGAAAAAGCGACUUAAAAAAUGAGUUUGUAUCCAUUCAGCCAGUCUGUGUCUUUUGGUGGGAGCAUUUAAUCCAUUUACAUUUAAGGUAAUUAUCGAUAUGUAUGUUCCUAUUCCCGUUUUCUUAAAUGUUUUGCGUUUGUUAUUGUAGGUGUUUUCCUUCUCUUGUGUUUCUUGCCUAGAGAAGUUCCUUUAGCAUUUGUUGUAAAGCUGGUUUGGUGGUGCUGAACUCUCUCAGCUUUUGCUUGUCUGUAAAGGUUUUAAUUUCUCCAUCAAAUCUGAAUGAGAUCCUUGCUGGGUAGAGUAAUCUUGGUUGUAGGUUUUUCUCCUUCAUCACUUUAAGUAUAUCCUGCCACUCCCUUCUGGCUUGCAGAGUUUCUGCUGAAAGAUCAGCUGUUAACCUUAUGGGGAUUCCCUUGUGUGUUAUUUGUUGUUUUUCCCUUGCUGCUUUUAAUAUGUUUUCUUUAUAUUUAAUUUUUGAUAGUUUGAUUAAUAUGUGUCUUGGCAUGUUUCUCCUUGGAUUUAUCCUAUAUGGGACUCUCUGUGCUUCCAGGACUUGAUUAACUAUUUCCUUUCCCAUAUCAGUGUUUUGGUUUCUUUAUACAGAGACAGCAAUCUAGAUGAAUCAGUUUGUUGGAUUUUCCUCCCUCCAUGGGCAAUUUCAUUUCUCAGUAGUUUCACUACCAGAGAAUAUUUGGGGAAAGAAAAAAAAGCAAAAAAAAAAAUCCUGUUUUGCAACUCAUAAAAAGAUAAGGUGGUUGGUUAAACAGAGAUUAAGUACUUGAGGGAUUUCUGUAGCUUUUCUCCAUUCUUUAACUGUACGUUACUAGGAACAGACUAGAGUUUACAAAAAUUUAUAAGUAUACCCCUCAGGUCAUCUAACUCCUGUAAUCAGAAAAUUUGAUAAUAAAGCAAACUGAAUCAUGCAAAACCAGUAGAGAAGAUUGAUGUCUAAAGAGUGAGUCUUGGGUAAAGUUUUAUGCUAAGUUAAGAAUAUUAAAUUAUUCUUUAAUUUAUGAUUUACAAAUCCGGAUUUCUAUGUUAUGUGCUUAUAUAGAUAUUAAUAUAUUCAAUCUUUUUGUUUUUGGCCGUGCUGUGCCGCAUGUGGGAUCUUAGCUCCCCAACCAGGGAUUGAACCCUCGCCCCCUGCAGUGGAAGUCUGGAGUAUUAACCUCUGGAUCGCCAGGGAAAUCCCAAUGUAUUCAAUCUUAAGAUUAACCUAGAUGCGUAUACUCACUCAGUUCCUGGGGUUUAGCACUGUGGAGUCAAUUUUUAAAAGGAUGCUCUGACAGUGUAUACCCAGAAUGUUAGAAAAAUGCAAUUAAAUAAUUGUUACUGAGCAGCUGCUACCUAACUGUGUGUUGGCCUAAUAUAAAAGGCAGUCAGAGCAUAUCCAGGCACAUGAAAUAGUUUAAUUAGUCAGUGAGGCAGAGGUUACAGCAGACGAUGAAAAUAGCCUUCUCAGUUUUAAACAUUAUGAUAUUAAGCCACCAAACCUUUGCUCCAGAAGUAUUGUGUUAAUUCAGGUACUGUAUUUUAUCUAUUUAUAAGGUCCUCCUGCAACGGCUUCCCAUCUUUACCCAGGCUAAUGUGGGUGAAUGGGCAUCCUGCAUACUUAACUUUUCUCCAUACAAGAUUUUACAUUUUAAUUUAAACAUAAUUUGUGAGCUCUCAGGCAUAAUACUCUUUUUUUUUUUAAUACUUUUAUUUAUUUUAUUUAUUUAUUUAUGACUGUGUUGGGUCUCUUAGUUUUCGUGUGAGGGCUUUCUCUAGUUGCGGCAAGUG
Molecule: messenger RNA, 5601 nt
Organism: Balaenoptera acutorostrata (minke whale)
Lineage: Eukaryota; Metazoa; Chordata; Mammalia; Artiodactyla; Balaenopteridae
Gene: SLC11A2
Product: solute carrier family 11 member 2
Exons: 17
Coding region: 150-1862 (570 amino acids)
Biological process (GO): metal ion transport
Cellular component (GO): plasma membrane
Molecular function (GO): cadmium ion transmembrane transporter activity; iron ion transmembrane transporter activity; manganese ion transmembrane transporter activity
Source: RefSeq, a predicted model, not a curated record